Messenger RNA from Mizuhopecten yessoensis (Yesso scallop), 777 nucleotides. Its product is annotated as 5'-3' exoribonuclease 1-like. Bases 86 to 553 code for a protein of 155 amino acids. Lineage: Eukaryota; Metazoa; Mollusca; Bivalvia; Pectinida; Pectinidae. The transcript is spliced from 3 exons. The record is from RefSeq and is a predicted model, not a curated record.
CUAUCCUCAGUUCUUGGGCAUUCAGUAUUAUCCAGGCUAUGUCAUUGCCCCUCGACUUGCUAUCACUUCCCACUUCCUGUCACGGAUGACUGGCUGCAUCAUGGUGACCCCUGGGUCGCCUGACAAUCCAAAUGACCGCUUCAAAACUAACAUUGGUCUAAACCUAAAGUUUACCAAGCGGAAUGAGGAGGUCCCUGGGUACACAAAGAGAACAGAUGAAGGAUGGACAUACUCCGACAAAGCCAUGGAGGUGGUCGGACAAUACCUUGCUGAAUUUCCAGAAAUAUGGUCCUAUAUCAGUUCUAAAGAUGGAGGCAGGGGAGAUAACUUCUAUGAGACAGACCUUUUCAAGGAGGGCAGUCCAUACAGCUUGAAGAAGAUGACAGAUUUUGUAAAGGGACUGCCUUGUAAUAGCGUGAAGACAAUGAAAGCUGGGGCCGAAAUACUAGACCAGGGUGUCAUCAACGCCAUUGAGCAGGAAGUGCAAAAGAUCAUUGUAAGUUCUAAGUUGUAUUAUUUCAUUGUGGGGAACUUUCUGUCGGCCAUCGAAUAGCCUUGGCAGCAGUUCAACUAUUGACCUAUGAAAAGCCCUGAACCAUGGCGGAAGGUGAGUGCUAUUUUCACCGGACCACCCUUAACUAUAAAUAUGUCACAGUCAGCGCCACCGAACCAACCUUAACUAUAAAUAUGUCACAGUCAGCGCCACCGGACCACCCUUAACCAUAAAUAUGUCACAGUCAGCGCCACCGGACCCCCCUUAACUACAAAUAUGUCACA